AUGGAUUGCGUCAACUUAGAAUCAAUUGAAUUCAGUCCAGAUUUGAUGCAUUUAGCUAACAGUGUUUUUGAGAAUUGUUUGAAAUUAACUUUGGCAUUUAUACCAGAAAAAGUAUCAGGCAUUGGUACAAGAGUGUUUUACAACUGCCAGAGUAUAACAACAAUGUUCUAUCCAUUAAACAAAGUAGAAACCGAACAAUUUUACAAUUGUAAAUCUCUCAAAAAAUUGAUUUUGAAAGAACAAUUACUUCAAAUCAGAGAUUACGGUUUUUACGGCUGUGAAAGUUUAGAAAACAUUGACAUUGAUUAUCAUUUAUCUACAUUAGGAAAGCAUGCGUUUGAAGGCUGUAAAUCAUUGACAUCUGUUAAUUUGUCCGGAUAUAUUACAUAUCUUAAUGAAUACACAUUUAAAGACUGCUAUAGUUUAGAAGUUGUUAAUAUUACUGAAGAUGGAUUAUCAGGAAUAUAUGAUGGAGCAUUCCAGAACUGUUACAAACUUGUAAGUAUUAAUCUUCCAACAGAAUUAGGAAGAUUAGGAGAUGCAAUUUUUGUAAAUUGCACAUCACUUAAAAGUUUGAUUCUUCCUGAUGGAUUCGUUCAAAUUCCUGAGAGAAUGUUUGAAGGAUGUUCCAGUUUCUGCGAAUUCAACUGGACAAGGCCAUUUGAUCAAAUUUCUUCUCGCGCUUUUGCAGGAACAAACUUUUCAUCAAUUGUUUUCGAGAAUUCAUUGAAAGGAUUGUAUGAAGAUGCUUUUGAUGACUGCAACAACCUCAAAUCAGUAACAUUUCCAUUCCAAGACAUGGAAUACACAAGAUCUCCAUUUUCUAAAUGCAAGAAUUUAGAAAAAAUUGUUUUGGUUGAUACAAUUCAUUUCAUAACAACAAUUCAAAACAAUUUAUUCGGAAACUGUCAAAAUGUCAAGGAAAUUAUUGUUGAUUCUGUUUAUUUGGAUGUAAUUGAACCAUUGGCUUUCGUUAAUUGUUUCAAUCUUGAAUCAGUUUCUUUGACAAGUAAAGCUAAAAAUUUGACAGUUCCAAGCGGUUUAUUCAAUACUUCACUUCAUCUUUCUAACCUUAAAAUCAACUGUUCUCUUUUGGUUUUAACGGAUGAAACAUUUAAGAAUUCACAAAGUUUAAGUUCUGUCACUUUUUCAGUUGAAGAAAUUAGUUUUGGAAAGAGUUUAUUCGAAAAUUGCAGCUCGUUGAAGAGUUUCGAAUUCAAUUUCAAGACAGCUGAUCUUCCUUCAAAGUUGUUUAACGGUUGUUCAUCGUUAAGUGAAGUGAAGUUAAAUGGUGAAAUCAAAGAAAUUGGUGAUCAUUGUUUCCACAGUUGUGUUUCACUUGAAACAAUUAAAUUAACAGGAAAACAGCUCAAAAUCGGUCCACACUCAUUUUGUUCAUGCUACAAAUUAAAUAAUGUUAACAUUAAUUGUGAUUCUGUCACUUUUGACAAUUAUUGUUUCAAUCAAUGUCAAAAAUUGUCAAAUUUUGAUUUGAAUACACAAAAUAUUUUGUCAAUUGGCCAAUGCUCAUUCUUUAACACACCAUUUGACAGUUUACAUGUCAAAGGUGAUUUGACAAAAAUUGGAGAGAUGUCAUUUAAAUCAUCUCACAUCAAGAACAUCGAAAUCGAAACAAAUAAUGAUAUAAUUAUUGGCGCUCAUUCAUUCUGCGAAUGUUUAGAUUUAGUUUCUGUCAAAAUCACUUCUAAAUCAAUUAUUUUUGAUGAUUAUUGCUUCAAUCAAUGUCAAAAAUUGUCAAAGUUAGAUUUGACAGAAAGUAAAGUUACUUCAAUUGGAAAUUACUCCUUCUACAAUACAUCAUCAUUAAACAUCGAUUUGAAUUUGAAAGGAGAUAUUAAAUUCAUUGGAGAAUGCUCAUUUAAGUCUUCGAUGAUUUCCAAAUUGAUUUUAGAUACAACACAAGAUUUAGUUGUCUCUAACCAUUCAUUCUGUUCUUGCAUGAACUUAAAUGAAUUUACAACAAAAGGAAAUGUAAUUUUGAAUUCAUUUGCAUUCCAUAACUGUCAGAAAUUGUCACUUUUCAAUUGUCUCUCUGUUUUAUCUCUUUCUACAGCAUCAUUUGCAAACUGCUCGAUGCUUUCCAAGGUUGUUAUAAAGACAAACAUCAUUCCUGACCAUGCUUUCGAAGGCUGUGAAAAAUUGUCAGAUUUUACUUUCGCAGAAAACGUGACAAAGUUCGGUGAUUAUUCAUUUUAUAAGUCAGGAAUUGAGAAAGUGAAUGUAUAUAGUUCUAUUACAAUGUUUGGAAAUUAUGUUUUCUCUAAUUGUGCUAAACUUUCCAGUGUCAAGAUUCUUUCAAAUCAUUCUGACUUUGGAAACUCUGUUUUCGAAAAUUCUCAAGAAUUGAAUGAAUUCUAUUACUGCGGAAAUCAAACAUCUGUUCCAUCUAAUGUUCUCAGUGGAUGCUCUAAAGUAACAGCUGUUUAUACAUCUAGUAGUUUCAAGGAUGAAAAGUUUGCAGGAAUUGAUACAAAACACUCUGAUGUUUGCGGAAAUGAUUCAGACAACCAGAAAUCAAAGACAGUUAAAAUUGUUGUAAUUUCAUCAAUAGCUUCAUUGAUUGUAGUGAUCAUCAUUGCUAUUGCAAUUGUUUUUGCUUGCAAGAGAAGGAAACCAUCUUCUGUUGCUCCUUCAACAAUUCCACUCCUCACAAACGAGUAG
Trichomonas vaginalis G3 is the source of this 2682-nucleotide messenger RNA. RefSeq names its product antigen BSP-related family. The transcript has a single exon. Lineage: Eukaryota; Parabasalia; Trichomonadida; Trichomonadidae. The record is from RefSeq and is a predicted model, not a curated record. The coding region runs from base 1 to 2682 and encodes 893 amino acids.